AUGACUUUUAAUUCGCGAGGUAUUAGCGAAUACCGGGCAGUAGUGGGCGGACAGGUGUCUCUGCCGUGCAAUACGAGCCUAUGGAUCGAGGAGGACAUCUCGCUGGUGAUCUGGUACAGAGGGAGCACUGGUAUCCCCAUAUACCGAGUAGACGCCCGUUCCUCGCGGCUGUCAAACUCAAAACAAGUGCCGUCGGAAGAGUUGGGGGAACGGGCUGUCAUGGAUGUGUCAGUACUGCCGCCGACCCUCAAACUGGAGCCGGUGCUCGAGGAAGACGAGGGCGACUAUCGAUGUCGAGUCGAUUACCGUAAACACAGGACACAGCACUUCCUCGUCCACCUCAACGUCACCGUUCCUCCGAAACAAGUAAUCAUCAAAGACUUAGACGGAAAUCGACUCCGGGAUGUGAUUGGGCCGUAUGAUGAGGGCGACAGUUUGACACUAGUGUGCGAGGCUUAUGGCGGUCAGUCAUCCCAUCUACUUUACGCUAAUUUAGCAUACACGUAUGGGAACGAACAUACGACAGAAUAA
Messenger RNA from Oppiella nova, 531 nucleotides. The record is from the annotation of a GenBank genome assembly. Lineage: Eukaryota; Metazoa; Arthropoda; Arachnida; Sarcoptiformes; Oppiidae.